AUGGUAGCCGUCGCACUCAUGGUUAUGUUUGAGGACCCCAGGGCACAAGAGGAGGAGGCUACAGCCGGGAAGCACGAAGCCCACCUCCCUACGGCAGCAUCAGACUGCAGCAGGAGGAGGCAGAUCGUCACCACAGACCAUGAGGAGCCCACUGAGCACAGGGUUCUUCUGUCUCAGGUUCAACAUGAGAGGGGUGCGGGGGGGGGUCUGGGGGGGGGGCGGUUGAAGGAGAGGGUGCGGGGGGGGGCUCUGGGGGGGGCGGUUGAAGCAGAGGGUGCGGGGGGGGCUCUGGGGGGGGCGGUUGAAGCAGAGGGUGCGGGGGGGCUCUGGGGGGGGGCGGUUGAAGCAGAGGGUGCGGGGGGGGCUCUGGGGGGGCGGUUGAAGGAGAGGGUGCGGGGGGGCUCUGGGGGGGGGCGGUUGAAGCAGUGGGUCAGAGGGUGCGGGGGGGGUCUGGGGGGGGGGGCGGUUGAAGGAGAGGGUGCGGGGGGGGGGCUCUGGGGGGGGCGGUUGAAGCAGAGGGUGCGGGGGGGGCUCUGGGGGGGGCGGUUGAAGCAGAGGGUGCGGGGGGGGUCUGGGGGGGCGGUUGAAGCAGAGGGUGCGGGGGGGGCUCUGGGGGGGGCGGUUGAAGCAGAGGGUGCGGGGGGGGCUCUGGGGGGGCGGUUGAAGGAGAGGGUGCGGGGGGGCUCUGGGGGGGGGCGGUUGAAGCAGUGGGUAGGGUGCGGGGGGGCUCUGGGGGGGGCGGUUGAAGCAGAGGGUGCGGGGGGGCUCUGGGGGGGGCGGUUGAAGCAGAGGGUGCGGGGGGGCUCUGGGGGGGGCGGUUGGGAAAGCGUUCUGCUCUUGAGCUCCGGUUCCAGUCUGGUGUUUGGUUUGGGAGAUGGGAUGAACUGCAUGAAUAAGGAGCACGGCUGCGCUCACAUCUGCAGAGAGGCUCCAGGGAAAGGGGGCGUGUCCUGCGAAUGCCGACCAGGAUUCGAGCUCAACAAGAACCAGAAGGACUGCACACUCACCUGUAACUAUGGUAACGGCGGCUGUCAGCACACCUGCGACGACACCGACACUGGACCUGUGUGUGGGUGUCACCAGAAGUAUGCUCUGCACUCAGACAGCCGGACCUGCAUCGGGAGGGGGGAGGGGGUGAGGAAGGGGGUGUGGGGGAUGCAGGGUGAGUAG
This is a messenger RNA of Knipowitschia caucasica, 1170 nucleotides long. NCBI's taxonomy places the organism in Eukaryota, Metazoa, Chordata, Actinopteri, Gobiiformes, Gobiidae. The record is from the annotation of a GenBank genome assembly.